CACAGUAUUCUCUCUGCUCUCUCUCUCUUUCAUUGUCAUAUCUUCUGAUCCAACUCCAUCACAAUAGGAAUUGAAUUCCCUCUUCUCCCAUAAUCAUCAUUUUCAAACACACUACUUGCUCCUUUCUCUAUCUCUUUAUCUAUCUAUCUCCAUUUCUGAUAUAACAAAAUGUCCAUAAACCAGCAGCAGCUAUGGUGGACCCAGCACCAGCAGCAAAAUCUCAUUCACCCCCAGUUUCACAACCCACUUUCUUCUUCUCCUUCUCCUUCUCCUUCUUCUUCCUCCACUCACCGGCGCGAAGACGGAGAAUUAGACCAAGAAGAACAGGACUACUCCAUCACCAGGUCAAGGAAUAAAGAAGAUGAAGAGCCAGCAGAGGAAGAGAUGGAAGGAAUGUUCGAGAAGCCAUUGACACCGAGUGAUGUUGGGAAGCUGAACCGCCUCGUCAUCCCAAAGCAGCACGCGGAGAAGCACUUCCCUCUUGACUCGGCGGAGAGCAAGGGGAUGUUGCUGAGUUUCGAGGACGAGUCAGGGAAGUUGUGGCGAUUCCGUUACUCCUACUGGAACAGCAGCCAGAGCUAUGUCUUGACAAAAGGAUGGAGCCGUUACGUCAAGGACAAACGCCUCGACGCCGGCGACGUCGUUUUGUUCCACAGACACCGCGCUCACCCUCACCGCUUCUUCAUCACCUGCCGGCGGAGAAACGCCCAACCAGCACCCAAUGCCGCCGCUGCCUUCUAUCCUCCGGCUCCUCACCCCUUCACAUACCACCCUCAUCUUCAUACAGGUGGAGGGUCCCAAGGUCAGAAUCAUAAGGAGGAGAGCGCACCGGGAGGAAACAGUUCCGGUUCAAAGGUGCUGAGGCUAUUUGGGGUGAACAUGGAAUGCCAACUACCUGAUUCCCAAACACAACAAUUCUACCACCACCAUCAUCAACAACCCUCUUCUUAUUCUUCUCCCAAUAACACUCACCAUCACAUGCUACGUCAACAACCAUAUUAGCAGCAGCUUCUAAGAACCUCCCACUUCUCCUAACUAGAUUCCCUUUUUUUAAUCCCAAUCCCAAGCUUCAGGUUAAGGUGGUAUCUCCUUAAUUAAUUGUAAUCAAUGACCUUGUCAUUAACAUGAAAAGAUCAACUGUUUUUUUUAAUUAUUUUAAGUAUAAUUAGUUUAAGUUCGUGUUCAAGAUUGUAGAGGAUCUUUCUUGUCUUAAAUUCAGGGAGAUGCAUGUAGGUGCAAAUAAAUUGUUUAUUUGUUUUGUGA
Molecule: messenger RNA, 1263 nt
Organism: Lotus japonicus
Lineage: Eukaryota; Viridiplantae; Streptophyta; Magnoliopsida; Fabales; Fabaceae
Product: B3 domain-containing protein At2g36080
Exons: 2
Coding region: 169-1002 (277 amino acids)
Molecular function (GO): DNA binding; DNA-binding transcription factor activity
Source: RefSeq, a predicted model, not a curated record